AAAAGGAUCAUGUGAUUCGUUCACAAAUCACAACCGUCUUUCCUUGUUUUGAUGUGCAACUUGAGAGAGGCCAAAUAAUUCACUUUGGGUUUUGAGUAUUUGACGGUUGCUUUGGUUUGCUUUGCGUUAUCAGCUCACUUUCUUCCAAAGCCAGUAGAUCCAUCGCUCUCAUUUAUUAACUGCCACGACCCUUUCUCAUGCUCUUGUGUUUCUUUUAUUAAUUUGUUGUUAAUCUUAAAUUUUAUUGAUACUGAAGAAGCAAACAAAAAGCCAACAAUCAUUGAUUUCUGUAAUGCAAAUAAACAAGGGAACUUCAAACAGUCCCUAAGGUAGACGGAUUAAGAAUAUAAGGGAAACUCCAUCAAUGGAUUUGCGGUGUUUUUGCAGAGUCUUCCUAAUAACAGCUCUGAUUUCACUUGUUCGACAGCCGUUUUCUGUUAGAGCCGGUGAUAUAGUACACGACGAUGAUUUAGCUCCGAAAAAGCCCGGUUGUGAGAACGAUUUCGUUCUGGUCAAAGUUCAAACCUGGGUUGAUGGCAUAGAGAAUGCCGAGUUUGUUGGUGUAGGUGCCAGAUUUGGUAGUACUAUAGUAUCAAAGGAGAAAAAUGCAAAUCAAAGACGCCUCAUUCUUUCUGACCCUCGAGAUUGUUGUAGUGCCCCAAAGAAUAAGCUUGCUAAUGAUGUCAUUAUGGUGGACCGAGGCCACUGCAAGUUCACAACCAAGGCAAACAAUGCACAGGCAGCUCAUGCUUCAGCUGUUCUCAUUAUAAAUAAUGAAAAGGAACUCUACAAGAUGGUAUGCGAGCCAGAUGAAACCGAUCUGGAUAUAGAUAUACCUGCUGUCAUGCUCCCACAAGAUGCUGGUGCAAGCUUGGAGAAAAUGCUGACAAGUAAUUCGUCAGUGUCUGUACAGCUUUACUCUCCGACGCGACCACUAGUUGACAUAGCUGAAGUGUUCCUAUGGUUGAUGGCAGUUGGUACCAUAUUGUGUGCUUCGUAUUGGUCUGCUUGGAGUGCUAGAGAAGCUGCUAUUGAACAGGACAAACUAUUAAAGGAUGCCUUGGAUGAAAUUCCCGACACCAUACCUGUAGGUUCUGGUGGUAUUGUGGACAUCAACAUCACAUCAGCUGUCUUAUUUGUUGUCGUUGCUUCCUGCUUCUUGGUUAUGUUUUACAAACUUAUGUCAUAUUGGUUUGUUGAGCUCUUGGUGGUUCUUUUCUGCAUAGGUGGUGUGGAGGGCCUUCAAACUUGCUCGGUUGCUUUACUGUCAAGGUGGUUCAAGCAUUGUGGAGAGUCAUAUAUUAAAGUGCCUUUUUUUGGAGUUCUCUCGUACCUUACAUUGGCUGUUUCCCCCUUCUGCAUAGCAUUUGCUGUCGUUUGGGCUGUUUAUCGCGAUGUUUCCUUUGCUUGGAUAGGUCAAGAUAUAUUGGGAAUUGCUCUGAUAAUCACAGUUCUGCAAAUUGUCCACGUACCUAAUCUCAAGGUGGGAACAGUUCUACUAAGUUGUGCCUUCUUAUACGACAUUUGGGUAUUUGUUUCAAAAAAGUUGUUCCAUGAAAGCGUGAUGAUUGUGGUAGCUCGUGGGGAUAAAAGUGGGGAGGAUGGCAUCCCAAUGCUACUGAAGAUACCACGCAUGUUUGAUCCAUGUGGUUAUAGCAUAAUAGGAUUUGGUGACAUUCUUUUACCUGGAUUGUUGAUAGCAUUUUCACUCAGGUAUGAUUGGCUGGCGAACAAGACUCUUCGAGCUGGCUACUUCUUGUGGGCAAUGGUUGCUUAUGGCUUAGGUCUUCUCAUUACAUACGUGGCUCUGAAUUUGAUGGAUGGACAUGGUCAACCAGCACUCCUUUACAUUGUCCCUUUUACACUGGGAACCUUUAUAACCCUAGGAAAAAAGAGAGGUGAUCUAAGAGUCCUGUGGACAAGAGGAGAACCAGCAAGACCCUGUCCCCAUAUCCGACUCGAACAUCAGCAUCAUGAAGAGUUGGGUGAUGACGACCAUUAGUAAGACCCUUUUCCUUUUAUUGUAUUGUAGAAAUUGCUGUGUUACUGAGGCUGUUCAUUUGAAACUUACUUUAGCUCUAGCAUAAGUCUUGAUGCUCUUUGAAGCUAAUGAGGUGGGGCAUGUUAUCAAUUAACAAAGAUAGUGUGUCAUUCAGAAGAAAACAAAACAAGUGUGCAUUUGAUAAGCUU
Hibiscus syriacus is the source of this 2190-nucleotide messenger RNA. Its product is annotated as signal peptide peptidase-like 2. Gene Ontology annotation, cellular component: cytoplasmic side of endoplasmic reticulum membrane; Golgi-associated vesicle membrane; lysosomal membrane. Gene Ontology annotation, molecular function: aspartic endopeptidase activity, intramembrane cleaving. NCBI's taxonomy places the organism in Eukaryota, Viridiplantae, Streptophyta, Magnoliopsida, Malvales, Malvaceae. The record is from RefSeq and is a predicted model, not a curated record. Gene Ontology annotation, biological process: membrane protein proteolysis.